Messenger RNA from Maudiozyma saulgeensis, 3123 nucleotides. The record is from the annotation of a GenBank genome assembly. NCBI's taxonomy places the organism in Eukaryota, Fungi, Ascomycota, Saccharomycetes, Saccharomycetales, Saccharomycetaceae.
AUGAAUAUAGUUUUCCUUACAAUAAUAGCACUCUUUUUAAAAGCUCAAUUAGUAGCUGGUGGUAUAUUUACAUCAAAAUAUGCCCUUUCUAGUAAAGAACAAGAUCAAAUACUAGCUGCUAUCACAAACAAAAGAAAUUAUCAUGUUGAUACAUCAUCUGUAACAUGGCUGAAAAAAGCCGCAAGCUCUGCAAUUGAUCUUGCUGGUAGUUACAAAUGUGAUCAAGAAAAUACAUUUUCAAAUGGGGUUUAUGGUUUUACAGUUUCUGUUGGUUCAAGCGAUAUUGAUGAGGUUGUUUCUGAUUGGUAUGCUGGAGUUCAAAAUUAUGAUUAUUCCAAUCCGGAGCUUACUACUGAUAAUCAUGAUUUCGUUCAAAUUAUUUGGAAACAAAGUACUCAGAUUGGGUGUGCAAAAAAGACAUGCAGUUCAAAUACUGUUUAUAUUUGUCAAUUUUCAUUACCAGGUGCCGUUGCCGAUACUGAACAGCUGGUAGCUAAUGUAGGUGAACUACACGCACAAACUGCCACAAAUACUGAGACAGCUACUGCUACUGAAACUCAAACACAUACAGAAGUAACUACUAAUACGGACACAAUCACUCAUACUCAGAUUACUACUGAUACUGACACCAUUACCCAUACUCAAGUUACUACUGAUACUGAGACACAUAGUUUCACUGAAACAUUAACAGUUACAGAUAUAAUAACUGUCACCGAGGCUACAACUGCCACUGUUAUACAAGCUACAACAGAUACUGUCACCGAGGCUACAACUGCUACUGUCACCGAGGCUACAACUGCCACUGUUAUACAAGCUACAACAGAUACUGUCACCGAGGCUACAACAGAUACUGUCACCGAGGCUACAACUGCCACUGUUAUACAAGCUACAACAGAUACUGUCACAGAGGCUAUAACAGAUACUGUCACUUUAUUUUCAACAGAAACAGUAAAACUUACCGUAACUUUGGUUAGUUCUGAUAUUUCAACAGAGACCGUGCAUGAAACCAAUUAUGUGAAUCAAACAUUGCUAGAGACAACAACACACACAAACACUUAUAAUGUAACUGAAACAUUACAUCAAACUACUACACUAAUAGAAACCGAUACAACAAUUCAAACUCAAGUUGUAACCCACACGUCUCAUGAAACAAUAGUUACAACAUCGUCUGUUUUAUUAUUAUCAACGAAAACGUCAGUUAUUACACAUACAAACACUGUUACCACAGAUAAUCAUUACACUGUAACCAAUGUUAGUACCGAUACUAAAACAGAGUUUGUUACAGAUGUUACUAGUAUUACAUUUACUGAUACACUAGUAUCUACUAUAACUGAGUUGGUUCCAACAUCAAUUAUCACAUCCACUACGGAGACUAAAACAAUUACUUUAUUGGCUACCAUCACUGAUAUAAGUACUACCGCAGUAAGUGAUACCACGACUGUAUUCAUAACAAAUACAGUUUCUAAUAUGACUACAAUCACAAAUAUUUUGACUUCAACAGAUACUCUUGUCAUAACAGAAACUGUUACAGAAACUGUUAACCACGGGUCUUACUAUUCGAGUAUGAGCUCCACAAUGUCCAUAAUUUCAUCAUCUGAUAGCAAUGCGUUAACAACAGCAAAACCAACAACAACAACCACAUCUGAUUGGGAAUCAGAUUCAUUGGAUGACCCAACAGAAUCUGCCAUAACGAGCGAUGUUUCACAAACAGGAUCGAUUAGCACCACGUCCAAUACCUAUAGUUUCACUAUUGAUAUUACUACCUCAGGUACAGGUAACACCAUUUCUAAGACCACAAGUAUUGACACUGACAAUACUGUUUUUGGGAGCACGACUAUUAGCACCGAAAGUUUUACAUCCGGUGUGACUUCUAGAGAUACUGAUACAAGUUAUACCACCACAGGCGCUCUUUCUACACCUUUAAGUCAUACUUCAAGUGAUGACUUCGAUGGUACGGCAAUUUCAACAAUAUCAGAUAUAUCUACAGAUCUGUCACAAACACAUAGCGGUACAAUCCAUGAAAGUUCAUUUACUGAAACCAGUUCACCAACAAUUGACAAUAUUGACACUGAUUCAAAUUUUCAGACUUCGACCGCUUCAGAUGAAGCACAUUCAAGUACUAUUAUUAUUUCCACAACUAAUAGCCCAAUAACGACAAAUAGUGACCCAACUUUAAUCCCAUCAAACAGUGUCGAUGCAAGCCAUACAUCUUCAUCUAGUACAGAAAGGGAAGUUACAAUAACCACUAGUCCCACAGACAAUAUUAUAGGUACACAAAUUACUUCAAGCACAGAGUCUAAUUCUGAAAUGACUGGAAAAGACACAUCAACCUUCAUAGAUUAUGAGCCUACAGGGACGUAUAUUCGAUCAUCAACUAGAUCUAGUAUGAAUACAUUCGAUGGAGGUUCAAAAACAUAUACGAAUAGUGAAACAACUGGUAUUGAUACUUUAGAAACGGAUGAUGGGACAUCUGGGAAUAUUAAGUCAUCUACAGUAAAGCACAAUAUUAAGUCCUCAACAUCAAAUAGUCAUACACAAAUACAGACAGGGGAUAUUCAAUCCAGUUCUAAUACGAUUCCUAGUACAUCAACUAAUUCCACCCUUACUGCAAAGUCAUCACCUUCCAAAACUAAUUCUUCAACGAACAUAGGAUCUGAAUCUGUUAGUAAAAAUAGCGAUAAUCCAGUAGGAGAUGAAAAUACAAAUAAUAACUCUGGUGAGAAUACUUCUGAUAAUCAAUUGACUAUUGAAAGCGCUGAAGAUGAUUCGGGUUAUCUCGAAUCUAAACACGUUGAUAGCAAUGGGAAUAAUUUCAACAAAUCUAUUUCGUUUGAUUCAUUAGAAAGGUAUAACGAAUAUAAUGUUGGUACGACAACUUCUUCACAUCGUUACGCAGCGGUAUCUAGUUCUACAACGCUGCCCCAUCACAGCAGUGCAAUCCCUGAAGUUUCGGCAACGGAUGAUAACUCAGACAAUUUAGAAUAUCUAAGCAAUGAGAAGUCUGAAAGUGAUGAAAUAUAUUAUAAUUCCAUUGAUACUUUUGGCAACAGUGGUAGUAUAAAAUCUAUAAAUGCAUGGUAUUCAUAUUUCAUCCCAUUCAUAUUGAUUAUGCUGCUAAUAUAG